AUGGGCAUCUGUGGUCUAGGAAUAUUCGAGGCUUUGAAAAUUCCUUCUUCGAUAGCCACUUUUUCUGGAGUGCAUAUGGACGCCAUAUCCAAAAACAUUGGAGAACCAGCAAGUUUAGAAAGAUUUCCUGGAUUCCGAAAUGAUUUUGGAAAUACUACAGUAUUUAUUCGAGGUUUCUUUGUGCACUAUGUGGUCUGUAUAUUUGGUGCAAUGCAAGUAGAAAUCUAA
Messenger RNA from Cooperia oncophora, 228 nucleotides. The record is from the annotation of a GenBank genome assembly. NCBI's taxonomy places the organism in Eukaryota, Metazoa, Nematoda, Chromadorea, Rhabditida, Trichostrongylidae.